Molecule: messenger RNA, 2998 nt
Organism: Gryllus bimaculatus (two-spotted cricket)
Lineage: Eukaryota; Metazoa; Arthropoda; Insecta; Orthoptera; Gryllidae
Source: the annotation of a GenBank genome assembly
AAUCCAAACUAAACAUGACUGCCGAGAGGUUGACUUGCAGGAUGAAAAGUAAUGGAAUUGGUCUAUUACGGUCAACAAUAUAUUUACCCUCUACGUAGAAUGUAAUCGGUAGAUUUCAUAUUAAACGCCAAUUGUAAUCAAAUUCUCAAGUGCAUCCAGUUUGGAGUUGGACACAUAUUUUUUUACAUACAAUGUGUUUGUGAUUGCCAAAUUAUUUUCCAAAAAUCCUAUAAGAUCACACAUGAAAUAUAUCCGUACACCUCCGGUAGUACUAGAUUUUCACGACAUCUGUUAGCAAAAACGUGAAGUGCGUGAAGAAAAUGAGGGCAUAGUUAUCCUUGUUCAACACGGGUUUGAAAUUCAAAUUAACUUAUAAAUUUUUAAUGGUGAAUGGUGAUCCAUUCUUCUUCGCCAGCAGAAUGUGUUUCCGGGUGUGGUGAUUUUUAUUUGUUUAAAUAUGGCUGACGGUGAAAACAUUGAAAUUGACUAUGACAGUCCUGACAGAAGUGAUGUGGCUGUAAAAGUAAUUUGCUUAGGUGACAGUGCUGUUGGUAAAUCCAAGUUGGUUGAAAGAUUUCUUUUGGAUGGCUAUAAGCCUCAUCAACUUUCAACAUAUGCCUUAACCCUUUUUCGAUAUACCACAAAAGUGGAAACUGAUUCUGUAGUUGUGGACUUCUGGGAUACGGCUGGACAAGAGAUGUUUCAGUCUAUGCAUCCAUCAUAUUACCAUCAAGCUCAUGCAUGUAUCAUGGUAUUUGAUGCAACAAGAAAGAUAACAUAUAAGAAUCUUUCAAAUUGGUACCAGGAAUUAAAGCAAUACAGACCUCAUAUACCUGUAUUUUGUGCAGCAAAUAAAAUAGAUGCAAACAUGGAUGUUACACAAAAAUCUUUUGCAUUUCCUCAGAAAAACAACAUUCCUUUGUAUUAUGUCUCAGCUUCUGAUGGAACUAAUGUGGUGAAGCUUUUCCGUGAUGCAAUUCAAGCUGCAGUAAAAUAUAAAAAGAAUCCUACUGACAUUACAGAUCAAAUAAUGGAGGAACUAGAAAGAAUAUAAAAUGCAAUAGUUUAAUAUUUUCUAAUUACAAUUUUUAAUCUGGUUUUAUUUAUGUAUAAUUUUUAUAAAUAUCAAAUAUCUAAAUAAUUUUCAUGUACAAGAGUACAACAAUUAAGAAUGCAAUAAGUAUAGAAUGAACUCGCUCCACUUUAUAUUAUAUUUGAAUAUUUAUUUAUAAAUUUUAUGUUGUUGGACCUAUAAAAAUGAAUCUGAAAGGGUUUUUUCAUACGCCUUUAUUUCUUUGACUAUUGUGGUUGUCAUUUAUUUUAUAGAAAAAUGUGAGAAAUAAUCAUAGGAUACUAUUACACAAUAAUAGUGUGCCUUUUCUAUAAAAAGCCUUCAUUUAAAAAUAGACAAGUUUCACAUUUUUUCAUAUAACAAACCCCUAAGACAUUCCAGUAUUCUAUUAUAUCACAGUGCCUGUAAUAUUUACAGCAUUUGCCUUAGAAAGUGCCUUUCUGAAAGAAAAGGUGUUGCUUCUAGAUAGUUCUAAAUGUUUCUAGUGUCAAGUGACAUUUCUAUGUUUCUCCUAAUUACUACAGGUUUUUUUAUAGAGCAUUUACUGUACCAAAGAAUACUUCAUUUAAUUUGUUUCUAGUCCAUGAUAGACUGAUAUUAAUAUUGAGUUAUCUGAGUUAAGAUGUGAAUUUCAGUAAAUAGAUUUGAUUUCCGAUGUUCUGAUGAAAUUUCCUUGGAAAUUGAUUGCUGACAUUGAUGUUGAUAUUAUGUAAUUUGAAAUGCACAUAUGUAUUUCAAUUAUCAAAAGGGUUGCCUGUAAGAAGGGACCAACAGAUUCAAGUGCCGUUACCAGAAAAAUGAAUGGGAACAAUCAAACAUUAUGCACAGUGAAAUAAUCUUAUUGGUACCUGGUGAUUGCUUUUUUAAAGUAUUGUUGUUUUACAAGUCAUUUUUGACUGCACAUAGAGAUAAUUAAAAAAAUAGAUAACUUUGUACAUUUUUUUUUUUAGCUUUAAGUGUCGUAUAUUAAUGUAAAAUGAUGUUAUGACUGAAUGUUUAAAAUGUGUUGUUGUUUUUUCCAUUUGUAUUAGUUACAGCACAAAUAUAAAUCACCAAAGAAAUCGUAAAAAUAUAAUAAAUUGCUGUAAUGUAUUGUGUAGCUUACUUCAGAUAUUUAAAUGUAUUUGUGAUUAUGGAAGUUGGUUGCAAUAAUUUUUCAGAGGUAGUUGUACUUUCAGUGUAAGUCUGAAUAAUAAUAGUUAUUCUUUUUGUAUUAGCAUCACAAUAUGUGUUAACAGGGCCAUUUGCAUGCCUUCAAACAAAAUAAAAAAAUCUUACAUGGAUAUCUUGGAAAAAAUCUUACAUGGAAAAGCAGUGAACUAAUGAUUUCAAAUAGAUAAUUGGGCAUGGUAUUAGAUUACAUGUUCCAUGUUAUACAAAAUUGUUAUUAAUUUUUAGAGGUGAAAAGAAUCAUUUUUCAGUUCAAAUUAGAUGUCAAAUGACAAACAUUUGACAUUAUUUGAAUUUGUUAACCACAGUUGACUGAUUUGUGAGUGCAUAUUAAAGUUUGUAUUUUAUUGUUGAUUUAACAGCAAUAAAAGGUUCUACUUCUCAUUCAUUCACCUUAUUUAUGAAGUUGUGAAAAGUUAAGAUGAAAAUUCAUGUGUUUUAUUACAGUAUUUCUACUGGAACUAAAAGAGGGAACAUUCCAAGUUAGGUAAAUAGCAGAAUCUAUUUAUGUCUGUAUUAAAAAAGUAUAUCACAGAAGCAAGGAAAAUUUAAUGUAGUUGCAACAAUUCAGUACCUCACAUAGUGAAUCUUUAUGGGUUUUCAAUUUAUUUCUGUUCAACAUUUUGUGUACUUGCUCAAAACAAAAAAAAAAUGAAUUAAUGAAAUUACCAAUAUAAAGGUCAGUGAAGAAAUCAGUUCUUUUUAAUUUGUAUUUCAAUUUAUCUUCUUGAAUAAAUGGAAGCAAGAACUAUUUAA